Chlamydomonas reinhardtii is the source of this 1976-nucleotide messenger RNA. RefSeq lists its product as uncharacterized. The record is from RefSeq and is a predicted model, not a curated record. The transcript is spliced from 7 exons. NCBI's taxonomy places the organism in Eukaryota, Viridiplantae, Chlorophyta, Chlorophyceae, Chlamydomonadales, Chlamydomonadaceae. Bases 246 to 977 code for a protein of 243 amino acids.
ACUCAGAGCUGCAUCUCAGGCUGCAGAAAAUAGAGGACAGGCAGUGAGACUGCCAGGCUUUUUUUGCGAUUGUCUGUCAAAGUCUAACUGUCGGCGGGCAGCCUUUGCGUUAGUCGCGCUGGCAAGCCUACUUCAUUCCAUUCGCACAGGUCGUCCGAACAGGACGCUUCGUUGCCCACGUCCGCAUCAUCCUCACAGCAGAGGACAAGACGGUAGCACACACCUCUUCCCCACGCGCAUCCAACAUGGUCAGCAGCAACGCGCGUCAGGCGGUUAGGCUUGCGGCAGCGCUGCUGCCGAUGCUUCUGGUGCUUGCGCCCAUCGGCCGGGCUGUCCGGUCCUCGACCGAGUCCAGGUACUCACGGUUCUUCUUCUCCGCCACCACAAACGAGGUUGACGGCUGCAUCACCAAGUGGUCCCUGAACAUGCUGGGCCUACUGACGGAAAACACUGACCAGACCGCGGGCCUGGACCGCUAUGCCGCUGUGACGGGCUCCGUCAGCCGCAGCGGCGCCAACUGCCUCCAGCCGACCAGCCGCAGCAUCGACUCAUCUGUUACGGUCUCGCCCACGGCCGGCUUGCAGAAAUUCAAUGUCGGGUACAACGCCAGCCACAUGACGCUGAGGGGCCUCGUCAACGUCAGUUACACCUGUGAGGUGUUCGGCGCGGACUGCGGGUGGUUCCGUGGCGGCUUCACCGUUGACGCGGACUGCAGCGUUUUCCUAUAUGCCUCGCCUAAGACCACAACCGUGGAGUACACUGGCAGCACGAAGGUCACCACCAGCAGCAGCUUCGCCAACUGCGGCAUUUCCGCCCCCGGGCUGGCGUUCAACCCGAGCCCUUACAUCUCUCUGAGGUACGGCGACUUGGUGCUGGACUGGACCAAGCUGGUGAGCAUCGACAACGUAGCAUUUGUGUCCUACUACACCAAGACUUUCAUCAUGGAUGCUCCAGCCCACCGCCGUGUGCUGGCGUGAGUGGGCAGGGGGACGCUCCGGGUGCGUCGUAUUUUAUUAUCAAUCACACACCUCUCGUGCAUCUAUGGAAGGCGCCAGCCAUACGGCAUGUACACAUAUUACCCCGCAUAAAUCGAGGGAAUGUGUCGCAGACCGUACGCAUGCUGGCCUGGGGCUGCUGGGCGGGGGGGUUGGCGGCUCCGCAUCGGCAGUCGGGUCUAGGUCGGGGGCUAAGUGGUUGCGAAAUGCUACGUCAAUUGCCUUAUGUACAUGGCUGCACGCACGCAGUAGCUUCCAUGAGGGGUAUCCGUGUUGCCUAGGCAAGCUUACUUAUUUAUAUGGGAGGGCGCGGCCAUGCAGCCUGUCAUGCAAUGAAUCCUACAAGUGCCGUGACAAGUUUUGCCUGUUUAUUUCCAAGCGGCGCAAGAAUGUGCACUGGCGCUGGAGGUGUUGUGAUGUGUACGUGUGUAUACGUGAAGCUGACUGGGGCAUUAGAAAUAUGGCGUGGGCGUGCAGUCCUUGGCGUGCUGUAUGUGAUGGCGUGUGGUGUGGUGGGGCUGUGGUGGCGUGUGUAAUACCGGUAUGCCCCGCUAUGGACGUGCACGGCAUUGUAAGAUUUUGGCCAGUGCUGGGGCUUGCGUAAGUACUGUUGUUCAUGUGAGGUAGCGGAUGCCAGAGGCAAACGGGACAGUCACCGGAUCAGAAUCUUGAAGUUGGACCACUGGCGUCAUUUUGCAGUUGGUGUGAAUCAAAAAGGGACAGGCCAGUUGACUUGUAUGAAUGCAAGCGAGCGUGACCAGAUGACCGGCUGCUGUUUGUAAGUUGCCAAGCAUGGAGCCUGACGGAGCAUACACAGGGACUGCGGUGACGGUGCGGUGCGGUCAGGGCUCCUAUCUUAAUGUCUCCAGACAUUAAUCGGCCGUUUUGGCCGUUUCCUAGACAUUCCUUCCGGGGGCUAUUGUCCGGGGCGAGACUUUGUUGGCCCGGGUUUGGGACCGGUUUUGUCCGAAUUCCUAUGGA